Panicum hallii is the source of this 1500-nucleotide messenger RNA. RefSeq names its product UDP-glycosyltransferase 73C4-like. Lineage: Eukaryota; Viridiplantae; Streptophyta; Magnoliopsida; Poales; Poaceae. The transcript has a single exon. The coding region runs from base 1 to 1428 and encodes 475 amino acids. The record is from RefSeq and is a predicted model, not a curated record. Gene Ontology annotation, molecular function: UDP-glycosyltransferase activity.
AUGUCGCCUGCCGGGCGAUCCGGCCGCCCGGACGCGCCUCUCCACCUCGUCUUCGUGCCAUUCCUCGCGCGCAGCCACUUCGCGCCCCUCGCAGCCAAGGCCGCCGACGCGUGCGGGCAGCGCGUCGGCGCUACCGCAACCACGGCCGCCAUCGUCACCACGCCGCACUUCGCGGCCCUCGCGCCGCCGUGCGUGCCGGUGCACGUGGCGGGAUUCCGCUGCCCGGGCGGGCACGAGGACUUCUCCCAGCUCCCGGACGACGAGGCCUCCUCCGCGCCGGCCUUCUUCUCGGCCGCGGAGGCCGCGCUGGCGCCGGCGCUGGCGGCCGUCCUCCGCGCCCAAGACGGCCCCGUGGCGGUCGUCUCCGACGCCGUGCUCUACUGGGUCCCGCGCGUCGCGCGCGAGUGCGGCGCCCCGCACGUCACUUUCCACACCAUCGGCGCCUUCGCCGCGUCCGCCAUGGUCGCGGUCCACCUCCACCGGCCCGAGGCCUUCCUGGACCCGUUCGUCGUCCCCGGUGGGUUCCCGCGGCACGUGAAGCUGCGCAGGGCGCAGAUCAACGAGGAGGCUCUGGCGCACCUCCCUCUCUUCCGCGCCGCCGAGGCCCAGAGCUACGCCGUCGCAUUUAACAGCUUCGCGGCGCUCGAGGCCAACUUCGCCGCCUACUACCAGAGCCAGCUCGCCGGGCGUCCCAAGAAGGUGUUCCUCGUCGGCCCCGCGCUCGCUGCCGCCGCCUCUCCCCGCGCCGUCACCGGCGGCGCGGAGCGGGACCCCAUCCUGCAGUGGCUAGACGGCCGCCCGGCGGGGUCGGUGGUGUACGUGUGCUUCGGGAGCACGUGCGCGCUGGGCGAGAGCCAGCUCCGCGAGCUGGCCACCGGGCUGCGCGCGUCCGGCCGCACGUUCCUCUGGGUGAUCCCGGCGGCCCGCGGGGAGGGCGGCGCGGCUCGGGAGGAGCGCGCGUCCAGCCACGGCAUGGUGGUUGCCGGGCGGUGGGCGCCGCAGGCGGAGAUCCUGGCGCACCGCGCGGUGGGCGGGUUCGUGACCCACUGCGGCUGGAACUCGGUGCUGGAGGCCGUGCGCGCCGGCGUGCCACUCGCGACGUGGCCGCUCCGCGCCGAGCAGUUCGUGAACGAGGCGUUCCUCGUGGAGGUGCUCCGCGUGGGCGUGCGGGUGCGGGAGGUGGCGCGCGAGGAGGCGGGCCUGGAGGCCCUGGUGCCGGCCGGCGCGGUGACGCGCGCUGUGGGGAGGCUCAUGGGCGACGGCCAGGGCGAGGCAGAGGCGGUGGCGGGGAGGAGGGCCAGAGCCAGGGAGCUCGGAUCCGCGGCGCGGGCAGCGGUAGCGGAGGGCGGCUCGUCUUGCGGUGACUGGGCACGGCUGGUAGAAGAGCUCAAGGCGUUACACGGUCGCGACAGCGAUCCGCAGGUGUGACUAGUGUACUGAUGUUUGUCACGUACAGAUGACAGUGGCAAAUUCUUUGCUGCCUUGCUUGUAAGCAUAAAG